This is a messenger RNA of Truncatella angustata, 1237 nucleotides long. RefSeq lists its product as uncharacterized. The transcript has a single exon. The coding region runs from base 132 to 980 and encodes 282 amino acids. The record is from RefSeq and is a predicted model, not a curated record. Lineage: Eukaryota; Fungi; Ascomycota; Sordariomycetes; Amphisphaeriales; Sporocadaceae.
AUUCCAAUCAUUCACUGAUCACCUCAAGUGUAAAGAAAAGGAAAGCUUUUCGCAAAGUCUCACCCGGCAUUAGAACUACAUUACGUUUACUCCACGAACACCCAAUAAUCCAUCUUUCAGGGUGGGGGAAAAUGCUCAGGCUACUCAAGUUACCACAAACGGUUGUACUGAUAAUCGAUAACCCAACAGUGGCUGGAAAUUUCCGUCCGACAACAUGGAUCGUUUUUGGCGCUCUCAUAUUCCAACUUCUUGCCUGCAUAUUCCCCUACCGAUUCGUGGUGUCUAUCACCAUUGGCGCUCUACUGCUGCGCCUCAUACCCGCUCUUCUAGUAUCUUAUGGCCUACUAACCAAUCUUGAAUUACAAGAGGUUAAUCCCUAUAAAGCGAGCGUCAUGUUCCCUAGACCAGGCGGUUCCUCUGGACUGAACCCAUCAGGAGAAGGCAUUGCUCUGCUCAUCCUCGGUAUCAGAAUCAGUCACCCUCUGGGUAUACUCGCCCCAGGCGCGAAAGCAACCGGUGAUUUGUUUAGAUCUCUUGUUGAAGACCUCGAUGCUCAUCCGAGCGAGCAUGGGUGGUUGGGUGGUUCGCUCAUCAACGGGCGCACGAGAACAGGCUUAAAGAACGACCAUCUCAGCAUAAUCGGAUACUUUAAAACGAUGGAAGACCUUCAUAAAUUCGCUCAUGGACCUAUGCAUAGGAAUGCUUGGAAUUGGUGGAGUGCCAACGUCAAAUCAAUGCCACACAUCGGGAUCUAUCACGAGGCUUAUGACGUCCCCGCGAAUCAUUGGGAGGCAAUCUAUUUGCAAACACCAAGCAUUGGAUUAGGAAGAUGUAAGAUUAAGAGCGCUGAUGGCCAAUGGAGGAACUUGUUGAUUGAUGCAAAGCACGAGAUAUGGAGAAGCUCGGCUGGAAGAAUGGGCCGCGGGGAAGGAAAGACGUUUGGCGACGACCCGUAUUUGCGACUAAAUGUUUCUAACUAGGCGAGAAUUGCGGUUUAGACCGGCUAUGAUAACAAAAAUUGGCGUUGUUCGGCUUUGAAUAAGGAUUGCUACACUUGGAGAUAUUUUGGUCCGUAUUCGUGCGGAUUGAAUUAUGAUCUCGGACCUUCUCGGAUUACAAAGUUUGGAGCGUAAAUGCAACUCAUCUAAUAUGUGGAGUUUAGCCCUAUCGUACAUGUAUUGGGUUGUUACCCGUAUCCUGAAUGUUUGUUUCUGUAUGAUGACAAGGGUACAACGGC